CUGCGAACUAUCUAUCUCUUGGCUUCGGCUCCAUCUCUUAAAGUGUGAGCCAAGUAUUAAAGGGAUUUUUUACACCUAAAGGACCAAAAAGGAGUUGUUUGCUAGCAUAACAAAACCUGUUACUGUUAGCACUCUAGCGUAUCUUCCGCACACAAAGGCUUUAAUUUAUUUCAUAGCUGCGAGAGUGUACUUUCAACAUUUCAACAGCAAAAACGUGGAGGGUAGCAUCCAACCGUUUUGUCUUGCAGUAAGCAAAUGUAGCAAUCUAAUCCACAAUCGAGAACAUGCCUCUUGAAAGUUCUAAUGAAAGAAUUUCUCGUUUGCCCAAGAUUCUUUUCUCUUGGUUUUACUAAUGUCGAAUCGGCUGUAAACAACGGACGUCGUCAUUGAUUGAUAGCUUGACUUUCAAAUGCUUUGACAUAAAUCUCAUUUCUGGAUUUGUCCGCUAGCCACCGAGUGAGAAAUGAUUUUGACAGCUAUGCAAGUAAUUGUUUACUGCAUCAUAGCUUUGCUGCUUCUUGAUGCUGUCGUAGCUAUCAACAUUGACGUCGUCUCGAGAGCCAAACCCGUCAUAUCUGUAAAGGAUCGCGACACUGAGUUUUAUCGCGUGAAGAUUGCGACGACCCGCCGCCUGAGAGGGCACAGACUUGCGACAGUCAAAGCACAAAAGAACACAUUUCAAGAUGAAGAAAGAAUGAAUUUAGAUAGUCUACUUUCGGCUAUCUCGAGUCCUCCUGACUUCAUAGCAUUUGCUGAGAAAACCCUGGAAAUGUAUUUUAAAUUUCCCGCGUCAACCGACGACUUUUCAACAAUUUGGAAGACUGGUGAGAGCUUAGGUGUCAUCGGUAAUUCCCUCGAUUGAUCAAAUCGUAUCUCUGCGGCCGUAAAGCUGGCGGUGGAAAAACUCGGCGUGACUGAUACGAAACUCACGAAGACGACGGCCGCAGAUAAGCGACCGAAGACAAAUCCAGAAGAGCUGCAAGAUUCUAUAGAAACUUUGCUCACCAUUCUGAACGUAAUUAAAGCUCAGCGAAUCAUCGACUCAAAACGAAUACCUGGCGUUCAAGAAGAGACUAUCACGCGUCUUCAGGACAAUACUUUCAAGUUUUGGAAGUCUCGAGGCGUGACAAGCGAUGCUUUGUCGAAUAUUCUUCUGCAUACGGAGGACUAUAAAAGCAAUCCGGUGGACGUCCCUAAGAGCAAUCUCGUGGACGACCCUAAGAGCAAUUUCGUGGACGACCCUAAGAGCAAUUUCGUGGACGACCCUAAGAGCAAUCUCGUGGACGACCCUAAGAGCAAUCUCGUGGACGA
Molecule: messenger RNA, 1311 nt
Organism: Plasmopara halstedii
Lineage: Eukaryota; Oomycota; Peronosporomycetes; Peronosporales; Peronosporaceae
Product: RxLR-like protein
Source: RefSeq, a predicted model, not a curated record